Molecule: messenger RNA, 3616 nt
Organism: Octodon degus (degu)
Lineage: Eukaryota; Metazoa; Chordata; Mammalia; Rodentia; Octodontidae
Gene: Gramd2a
Product: GRAM domain containing 2A
Exons: 12
Coding region: 124-1053 (309 amino acids)
Biological process (GO): regulation of store-operated calcium entry
Cellular component (GO): extrinsic component of cytoplasmic side of plasma membrane; endoplasmic reticulum membrane; organelle membrane contact site
Molecular function (GO): phosphatidylinositol-4,5-bisphosphate binding
Source: RefSeq, a predicted model, not a curated record
GCACUUCAGGAAGUCUUGCGUUCUGGCCAGGAGAGAACCUCAGAGGGCCCCUUCCCGUGUGCCUGCUUAGGGCCAGGCUGCAGGCCCAACUGUGCCUGUCUUAGUGGUUUCCUGGCAUUCACAAUGAGGUGGAGCAACCAACAAAUGAACGGAAAGACGGCUGCUCUGAAGAGCCCUGGGUCCUACACAGAAAACAAAGACCGGGCCCAAGAGCACCCGGACUGCAGUCUGCACUGGCCAGAAGGCUUGAAGGGCACAGAGAUAAAGAAGGAUGGCCGAGAAGGGACACUACUAAGUAAAUACAACCAGCAAUACCACAAGCUCUUUAAGGACAUCCCCGUGGAGGAGAUGGUGCUCAAAGUGUGCUCCUGUGCCCUCCAGAGGGACCUCCUUGUCCAGGGCCGUCUCUACAUCUCCCCCAACUGGCUCUGCUUCCACGCCAGCCUCUUUGGCAAGGACAUCAAGGUGGUCAUUCCUGUGGUAUCUGUGCAAAUGGUAAAGAAACACAAGAUGGCACGGCUCCUCCCCAACGGCCUGGCCAUCACCACCAACACCAGCCAGAAGUACAUCUUUGUGUCUCUGCUCUCCCGGGACAGUGUGUAUGAUGUGCUGAGGAGGGUCUGCACCCACCUGCAGCCUUCCAGCAACAAGAGCCUGAGUGUGAGGAACUUCCCAGAGGAACCUGAGUGCAAGUCUCUGGAAGUCCUCAUUCCUGAGAUGAAGUGGAGAAAAAUAUGCCCUUCCUCCAGGUCAUUGUUGCUCUCAGACAAUAUCCCCUGCGUCCCUCAGGAAUCGUUGGACUCCACAGACAGCCUCUUCCCCUCUGGGAAGCCUCCAGGGCCUGAGAAUGCUGCCUGUGAGACCCACAAGCAGGAGGAGGAGCCAGCAGGAGAUCUGGAGCUGCCACUGUGGGAUUCCCAUCUCCUCAAGGUCAUCUUCAUGCUGAUCUGCUUCUUGGUCAUGUCCUCGUCCUAUCUGGCAUUUCGCAUCUCCCGUCUGGAACAGCAGCUGUGCUCCUUGGAUUGGGCUGGGCCAGUCCCUGGGCACAGGUAGCAGCUGCUUGGCCUUGGUCCUCACCCCUCUCCAAGAAGAAUGCUCGGGUGCUAAGACUGGUUCGUGCUGCUGCCGUGCUGAGGCUGAGUGUGAAGGGAACUUCUCUGUUUCCCCUCCUCCCCAUCUUCUCCUGCCCUCUCCACCAGCGAGCUCAAGUACCUGUUUACAAAGUGACUGGCUCCUCCAGAUCUGGGACUCGAACAGAAAGCUAGAUUCUUGGAAGCAGCUGAGGAAUCCUGUCUACUCAGCUUCUGCAGCCACUUCAAUGAACAUUUAACUAGCUCCUUGGAGACCACUGGGGUGCACAGGCCGAGCCCUGGGGGCUGCCUCAAGACAAAGGCCACACUUUUAUACCUGGAAGGUGGCUCUCUCUUCCUUGGUACCUGUCCUCUGUGUGCCCCUGGAGCCCCUUGGGCCCUGAGUCCCUGUCCUGAAGUUCAGCCCACAGGGUUCUGUGGGGAGCCAGGCACUGCUCAGGCCUCAGACAGGGGUUGGGCUUCCAGCGGGAGAUGAGUACGCAUGCCUGAGGGAGGCACUGAGCUGGCCCCCUCUCCCCACUGCAGAGCCCAGCAGACUGCAGAGAUGGUGUCCACAGCAGGGGAUGCCGGCGGGGUUUGUGAGGUCCCAGGACUCCAUGUCCUCAGCUAUCACUUUCUGGUGAGACAGGUAGAGCAGGACCUCCUUUGAUCACUGCGGUCACACAUUUGAUACUAGGUCUAUCCCUCAUGGCCUCAACUAUUUCCAAAGUGUCCUGGGCCCUUGGAAUAGGUGACAGGAAGCAUGAGAGCUGUGAUUUGAGGCCUUGUUAUGUCCUCUAUGCCUGAUUGCCCUCAUCUUGGGCAUGGCCAACAGCCUUAUGUUGGGGAGGCUUGGACAGGGAGCCAAGUGUGACAGCGUCACUCAUGUCACCUGCUGUGUGUCAAGGGCUGUGAAAGCUCUGUGCUCCAUUAAUAAAGUGUGUGUGUGUGUGGGGGGGCUGGUUCACUGCAGAGAGCAGGGGAAGGAAAGGACGGGCUCUGCCUGACGCCUGAGGGUCCUCUGCUCUAACAGGAACUCCGGCCUGGCCUCCCCUGGGCUCUUGGCUGCUGACAGGGCUUUAGAGGCCCCAGAAGGGCCGCGGGGCAUCCAGGAAGAGCAGUGGUGGCAUGCGUGCCCUCAGGAGUAGCCUGUUCCUCUUUCUGACAGAAGUUAAUCAGAGAGAUCCAUGUGGAACUGAUUUACUGCAGAGCUUCAAUUGUCCUGUUGAUGACAACCCCAAAGGUGGACUGACUGGCAGCAGUGACGUUAGGUGACAGCUCCCUGAGUGCAGACUAGAGGUAUCUUCAUCCUCCCCUCAUCCCCUUUGUAAGCUGGUCCUGCGGCCUGGCCUCUUGUGCUGCUGGCACCGAAUCUGUCUCAGGUGAAAUACUCUUCUUUUCCCUCGCAGUGCCACCCUGGGUGACUGCCCGGCCCUUGCCUUUCAGAGGUGGGGCAGCUGCUCCAUCACUCACUGCCAUCAUAUUUUCAGGGAAACAAUCCUCCUUGCCCUGUGUUUCACCUCCUGGUGCUUGCUGACAGGCAGGAAGAACAAAUCCAUUCUCCAACCCUAGCUAGGUGGAGCUGGCAGCCGAGGGAGGUGCCAAGUCAUGCGUGGCUGUGCCAAGGUGCUGGGAGUCCAUGCCCAGCCAGAACCCAGGCUCAGGGAAGGCAAGAGAAGUAUAGGAGGGCAGGUAGUGAGGAAUCCCACUUGGGGCCUAGGGCUCUGAGCCGCCCCCACUGGAGAGCGUCUGCCCUGUUUCUCCCUUUUGUCCCCCAAUCUGGUCCUGCUGUGCACUGCUAUAAACUGGGAGAAGCUAUUCAUUGUCACCUGCGUUUGCUGAGGCUUCUCUAAUUCUCUGAGACUUUGGGGUUACCACCCCUGGUUGAACCACAGUGGCAUUAGCCUUUGACAUUUUUUGAAAUAAACCUGUUAUUUUCUAGCAUCCUGUGGCACGCAAAGUUCAUUUUUGUCCUGUAACAACUCCUGAAAGGUACUCUGCUGAUAUCCUCGGCGCCGAGGAGACUGAUGGAGCCCAAGUCAUCCCCAGGAUCUGGAGGACGCUGCAGAUCUUGAAGGAUCUACUGAGCAGUUUUGCUACCCAGCAUGUGGGGAAGAGCAAGGGUGACCACAGCCUUCUGCUUCUGCUGGGUGGACACCAAGGGACAGCACUUCCUCAUUUCUCCUGCUUGACGUCCCCUAAUAGUACUUGACUCAGGAAUUAGUGUGUGGAGGGCAAAGCCAGAAGGCUCCUGCGGCCUUUCCUGUGACUCAGAGCCUAUGGAGGCCACAUUCCAGUGUGGGUCGCAUCGUGCUGCCCACACCCCCUUGGGUCCAGGCCCCGAGCCAGCUGCUGCGCCAAGUGCCUGAGGUGCAGUGGACCCGCAGGCAGUGGCUGUAGCCUAACAGGUUGGGAUCAGGUUUCAUAGAAAUAAGUCAUGUUGACAGGAGAUAAAAGGGGAUAUGGCUUUAGAUAGAAUGUUCAAGAGAUUUCUCUGAAGUGACAUUUAAGCUGGUACCCAUCCCUUUUACUAGAUGACACUGAAG